This is a messenger RNA of Laccaria bicolor S238N-H82, 1439 nucleotides long. RefSeq lists its product as uncharacterized. Bases 1 to 1263 code for a protein of 420 amino acids. Lineage: Eukaryota; Fungi; Basidiomycota; Agaricomycetes; Agaricales; Hydnangiaceae. The record is from RefSeq and is a predicted model, not a curated record. The transcript has 9 exons.
AUGCCCAACGUCACGACUACCAUCGAGGACUAUUCACCGCUCUUGGUCUACUCUGGGUCCGACUGGACGGCUGGAACGUCUGAGAAUGACACCUCUCUUGACCAAUACUCGCAAAGCAGCUACAUGAGAACGAAUGUCGACGGCGCGACUGUUUUCUUUGUGUUCUACGGCGUCAACGUGCAGAUCUAUGGAGCGUUACGCUCAACCCACGGGUUCUAUCAAAUUGGCAUAGACACGAAGUUGUACCCUCCUGUAAAUGGCCAAACCACCCCGGAUUCCUUCCAAAAAACACUCUUUGCAACUGUCGCGUUGCAGAAUGGGGCUCAUACGGUGAAAAUGACCAACCAGGGUAAAACAUUCACCGACUUGGAUUUUGACUCAGAUCCUUCUUUCAGUUAUUAUCCUUAUUCCUCGUGGUCGGCUAAUCCUAGCAAUCUGGGGACGUUUUCGGGCGGCAAUGGACAUGUGUCGUCGAGCGCUGGGUCCUACGUGACGUAUACUUUCCAGGGUUUUACAUGGAUUCUUGACUACGCGGAAGUCUUCACAACAGCUUCAAUUCAACGGGCGUCUUCUUCCACAUCGACGAGCUCGAAACUAUCCAAGGGUGCCAUCGCCGGUAUCUCAGUUGGCAGCGUCUUCGGACUGUUCUUCAUUCUGGCCGUGAUUCUUUACUUCGUACGGCGCUGGCGCACAGGCCGACGAUCGUCUUCCAUCAUCGGCCAUCACCAAGAAAAAAAGGAAGAGGACAUCAUCCAGCCAUUCAACUACAACCCCCUCCCAGUCGGCGAUGCACCUUCUCCUUUGUUAUCACAGAGCCAUUCUCAGAGCCAACUCGGACAUGAGACAUUGCGCACACAAGUUUCUUUUGGGUCGCUUCCUACUACGCCUCCAACAACGGGGAUAUGGCCUGCGACGGCGGGCACCGUUGCCGGUGCAGCGAGCAAUACAGACUCGUCUGAUGUCACCUCGUCGAGAAACUCCGGGACGGGGCAAGAGUUGAUCGUUCCCCAGCUGCGGGCUAAAUAUCGUCCAGACCUUGCGCCCCAGCUCUUGGCGCCUCCUCCUGCACGCACACGAAGGCCGGGAACUGGUGGAGGCGGUGGUGCGGGGCCUUCUAUACCCGAACUUCAGAUUACCGAGGAGGUUGAUGCUGGUCCGGUUCCGGCUGAGGGUGCGGUGUCCGCUGGUGUUGCAGGCGUGGAUUCAGGGACAACCGCUCCGCCAGAGUAUUCGCAGGAUCCGACAUCGCCAAAUGCUCAAUGACAUUUUUCAUGAGCUUUCCUUCCCGGGGUUCCAGUUUUAUUGUACUUGUCUUUUUCACAAGGGCGCCCAGACACACAUUCGCAUCUUCUCAGUAGUGCCUGUUACUUUAAUCAUUUUUAGGAUCUUUAAUUCAUUUGUACAAUAUCGAGUUACAUGGCCAAAUAUUCGGUUGCACU